Messenger RNA from Spodoptera litura, 427 nucleotides. RefSeq lists its product as uncharacterized. Gene Ontology annotation, cellular component: membrane. Gene Ontology annotation, biological process: sensory perception of taste. The record is from RefSeq and is a predicted model, not a curated record. NCBI's taxonomy places the organism in Eukaryota, Metazoa, Arthropoda, Insecta, Lepidoptera, Noctuidae.
ACGUCUAUCCUAUUGUCCUUCUUACGGUACAUUCUGAUGACUUAUCAAUUUUUCUACAACUAUAAGUUAAACAAAACACGUCCCGUUGAUUACAGCCGGUUUAUUGUGAUAUUAACUUAUGUAGUAGUGAUGAUGAUGCCCCUAGCUGCUGGACAGCUGACGAGGAACCAGGGAGCGAAGUUCCAUCGAGUAUUAGCUCGGCUUUACAAUAAAAUGAUUGGUACUGAUGCAAAUGCAGAAGAAACGAAAAUGAUAAAGGACUUCAUACGUUUGAUCAAGAAGAAUCCGUUGCAAAUCAAGUUGAUAUCUAAUUUUCCAGCUGGAAUGAACCUUUUGCCUGUAAUUGGGAUGUUGUUUUUCAACUAUCUCAUUGUUAUACUACAGUUUAAUCAUGUCAUUUAGUUCAGUACUGAUUUAUAACAAUAAA